AUGCACGGCCUCGCUCACGUUUGUAGUCACUGCUCAAGAAGCUUCAAGCGAGCAGAGCACCUGAUCCGCCAUACCCGUACACAUACUAGAGAGAAGCCGUACUCUUGUCGUUGCGGAGCAGCUUUUACACGGCGCGACCUACUUACUAGGCAUUGGCGUAUCACUCACCAUGCCGGCAACCCUGAUGCAGAGUCGACAACGUCGACUGAAACUGCGACGACAAUAGACGCACCCAGUUUGAACGUCCCCGGCACAGGGGCCGUGGAUGCGCAUCUCGUCCCACAGGUCCACUUAAACCAACUUGAGUUGCAUACCCAUCCUCCUGCUUUCCAAGAGCUUCAGCAGGCGCCACCAUAUCACGAUGAAGGGUUCGAGGACUUCCGCGACUUUGUGAACUUCAUCGACGGUGUUGGCCUAUCAGCCCAAUGGACCCCUGAGUACGAUUUUGACUGGAUGCGACUUGGCGAACAUCAUCAAGAAUCUCGGCGACACUCUCGAGAACCAGAGGGUCGAUCAUCCCCUGGUGCUGAAGAUAUCGGCACACCUUUCAGCACCUGGCUGCCAUCAGCACCGGCCGACGAUCAGGUCAAUUUGAAAUCAAAUGGGGAAGAUGGUGAGAAGAGAACAAGGAGUGGAACAUACAACGUCACGGAUGAACAUCGCAACUUUCUGGUGUCGCUGCUUGAGAGCUUUCCUUCUCCAAUCUCCGAUUUCCAGAUACCUUCUCGACAUACUCUCACUAGGUACAUCACCGCAUUCUUUGGCGGCUUCCACUCGCAUUUCCCUUUCAUUCAUGCGCCAACAUACAAACCAUCAUGUUCACCUCUGGAGCUGACCUUGGCUAUGUGUGCUGCUGGAGCACAGUAUUGCUUCGAGCGAAGAAGCUCCGAGCGUCUCUUUCGCGUAUCAAAAGCUAUCGUGUUCGAACGUUUGCGGCAGGAAGAAUCGCACUUUGGUCCGCAGACUCUUGCUUUUAUCGCUUCGACCAACAUACUCUCACCAGAGGCGCAUUUUGCCACCAGAAGAACAGGACCGUGGUCGCCUCUGGAUCUAGCGAAGACCCUACUGAUCCUGGUAGGAUUUGCGACAUGGGAAAGAAAAGACCUACUGCAGCAAGCGUUCGCACUCAGAGGUCUUCUAGUACAGACUCUUCGAGACAUUGGCCUCAAGGAAGAGGAGCCUAGCAGAAAUGUUUCGACCUCUAGAGCAGCAAUGUGGGACCAUUGGGUACAGCGCGAAUCGUCCAGACCAUCGCAUACAAUAUUCAUCCCCUACUUUGGAGUAGCGAACUUCAUUUGCAAUUGCCUUGCUGCACCCAAGAUUGGCAAGCUAGCAGCGCCGCACAAUGGUCUGCGCUACAACGGGAGGGGCGAGAGGACCACAUGCCCUUCCAACAAGCGUUGUCAAUACUCCUGCAGGGGACGGCAAAUCAAGAGCUAG
Alternaria atra is the source of this 1440-nucleotide messenger RNA. RefSeq lists its product as uncharacterized. Bases 1 to 1440 code for a protein of 479 amino acids. Gene Ontology annotation, molecular function: zinc ion binding; RNA polymerase II cis-regulatory region sequence-specific DNA binding; DNA-binding transcription factor activity, RNA polymerase II-specific. Gene Ontology annotation, cellular component: chromatin. The transcript is spliced from 4 exons. The record is from RefSeq and is a predicted model, not a curated record. Gene Ontology annotation, biological process: DNA-templated transcription; regulation of transcription by RNA polymerase II. Lineage: Eukaryota; Fungi; Ascomycota; Dothideomycetes; Pleosporales; Pleosporaceae.